Molecule: messenger RNA, 2411 nt
Organism: Microtus oregoni (creeping vole)
Lineage: Eukaryota; Metazoa; Chordata; Mammalia; Rodentia; Cricetidae
Gene: Selplg
Product: selectin P ligand
Exons: 2
Coding region: 111-1421 (436 amino acids)
Biological process (GO): hemopoiesis; leukocyte tethering or rolling
Cellular component (GO): plasma membrane
Source: RefSeq, a predicted model, not a curated record
GUCCGAUUGGGACUGCAAGUGUCUGGCAGUGUGGGCUGGGGCCUUGUCAUUGAGGCAGAGUUGCUUCUGGGCCCCGAGGCAGCUGCCCCAUGCUUUGCUGAGCAGGUACCAUGCUUCCACGCUUCCUGCUGUUGCUGAGCCUCUUGGGCCCUAGCGACAGCCUCCAGUCGUGGGACAUCCAGGAGCACGGAACCAAGGUAGCCUCAGGCCCUGUGCCUCUUCGGGAACGGAGACAAGCAACUGGAGAUGAUGAUUUGGGGGAGUAUUAUUAUUUCCUGGAAGGCACAGAACCCCCAGAAAUGCUGAUCAAUGUCACCAGUGCGGUGGCUGCAAACCCUGAGUCUCCGACCGUGUUGGCCAUGCUGGAGCAGAGAGUUUCUGUGGGGGCCGGAACCUCUGAGUCAACUACUGCCGAGGUUACCGCCACCGGCCCUGCUGGUCCAGACUCAGGAGGACUGGCUGUUGAAAUAGUGAGUACAGAAUCAGCCACAGAGUGGAGGCCAAGCACAGUGGAGAUGACCAUCCAACCAGCAGCCACGGAGGCAGAGACCUCACAGCCAGCACCCACGGAGGCAGAGACCUCACAGCCAGCACCCACGGAGGCAGAGACCUCACAGCCAGCACCCACGGAGGCAGAGACCUCACAGCCAGCACCCACGGAGGCAGAGACCUCACAGCCAGCACCCACGGAGGCAGAGACCUCACAGCCAGCACCCACGGAGGCAGAGACCUCACAGCCAGCACCCACGGAGGCAGAGACCUCACAGCCAGCACCCACGGAGGCAGAGACCUCACAGCCAGCACCCACGGAGGCAGAGACCUCACAGCCAGCACCCACGGAGGCAGAGACCUCGCAGCUUCCCGGGAGUCAGGUUGUAAAAAGUCUGUUCACAGAGGCCACAGCCACAGAAGCACCUUCUACAGAACCCACUGCCACAGAGACCAUGCCCACGGAGUCCACUGCCAGGGAAACCAUGUCCACUGACUCUACCAUCUUCCUUGGCUCAUCUGUGACUCGUAAGGACAAUGACGUGGCAACUGGCCACUUGAAUGACAAUGGCUUGAAGAAUGGGCUGUUUGUGACUCCUAGGAGCUCUCUGGCCACAAUGACCCCAGGGAUCUCGGACCUCAUUCCCGUGAAGCAAUGCCUGCUGGUCAUCCUCAUCUUAGCCUCUCUGGCCACCAUCUUCCUGGUGUGCACGGUGGUGCUGGCAGUCCGCCUUUCCCGUAAGAACCACAUGUACCCGGUGCGGAACUACUCCCCCACUGAGAUGAUCUGCAUCUCAUCCUUACUGCCUGAGGGGGGUGAAGGGGCCCCUGUCACAGCCAAUGGGGACUUGCCCAAGGUCCAGGACCCGAAGACAGAGCCCAGUGAGGACCGCGAUGGGGAUGACCUCACCCUGCGCAGCUUCCUCCCUUAGCCUCCCUGGCUACCUGAGCAAGGCCCUUGCUGUACCUCCACCCACUGUUCGCCAAGGCCACAGAGCUGGGCUUCCUAGGUGGACUUUAUCCAUAGGGAUCUUUAGGGAAGGGGCCUGGACCCACCCCAAUCAGGGCCCAGAGCCUCCAAAGUCCUGCAUCUUCUGCUUCAUUCAUGGAAUCCAGUGGCCUCCAAGCCAAGGACCAUGGUAGCAGCUGCUGCUCCUAGAUGCCUCUCUCCGACCUGUCUGCUGCUUUUUCUGUUGCCCCAGCCACAAUGCCUCCCAGUGCUGUUCAUCUUCCUGCAGGUCACUGAAGUCCUGGCUGCACAUCCCCAAGAAAGAAUGAAUUCCCUUACCCCACUCCCAAACCUUCCUCUCAGUUGCCAUGGUUGCUGAUAAGAAAGGAUCUCUGGGAAGGCUGCCCUCUGGCCAUGUCUGUUUCUCUACCCGCAGUGAGGGGCAGCUCUUGGCCUUCCCAGGCACCUGUCUGAGGAUCCCAGGACCAGGCUUGGGUCUUGUGAACCCCUGAGCUUCUGUCUGGUGACAGUGGCCUCCCAUGGUGGCACAGCACAGGCACUCAAUAAAUGUGUAUGACAAAUGGUGGCUGAGUCCUUUGUGGGCCCAGGCUGCCACCUCCAGGCAGGGUUCCUGAAGGGCUCUCAGGCCAAUCUCUGUCUUCCUCUCAGACAAUAGAGAUUUUUAGUGCCUCCUUGGGUGACUGCAGGGGACAGCACAAUGUAAUUGCACAUGUCUAUGCUCCCAGCACUAGAGAGCUGAGGGGCUGGAGGUCAAGGGCAUCCUUGACGUUGUAGCAAGCUUGAGAGCAGCCUGGGGUCCCUGAGACCCUGUCUCUGGCUGGCUGGCUCAGCAGGUAGGGGCGCUUGCAGCCACGCCUGGUGUCGUAAGCUUGACUGGGGCCUACAUGGUGGAAGGAGAAAACUGCUCCCCAGAAAUUGUCCUCGGACCUCCACACACAAUAAACAAACAAAA